Messenger RNA from Penicillium subrubescens, 1185 nucleotides. RefSeq lists its product as uncharacterized. The record is from RefSeq and is a predicted model, not a curated record. The coding region runs from base 1 to 1185 and encodes 394 amino acids. Lineage: Eukaryota; Fungi; Ascomycota; Eurotiomycetes; Eurotiales; Aspergillaceae. Gene Ontology annotation, molecular function: flap-structured DNA binding; DNA endonuclease activity; Y-form DNA binding. The transcript has a single exon. Gene Ontology annotation, cellular component: mitochondrion.
AUGCGCCUCACCACAGUUCUCCGCGCGUCUCGCGCACCAGUGUCUCAAUUUCCCUGGCUGGCAGUGCUGAAAGUCGCCCAACUCCAGCGCAUCGCGCGCGCAACGGGGAUUCAGUCUUCGGGAACGAAAACAGUGCUCGCCGCGCGGAUCGAGACCGCGCUAAGCCAGCAGCUGGCUCUCCCUUCGAAUGAAAAGCAUAGCAAUGACUGGAACGUAUUGAGUAUCGAUAUGGGGAUUCGGAACCUCGCUUUUGCACAUUUACGCGUGCCAAGGGCUUCUCAGACGCAGAUGGUGGCGCAGGCGCCACCAAGACCGGUGUUGACAGCCUGGCAUCGAUUGAAAGUCUCGGAGAUCGGUGAUCUAGAUUUGCAGGGUACGGGAGUGAAGAUGGAUGGCGGGGACUUUGCGGAGCGCAUGUCCGAGUCAGAAGCUGGAUCUAUACCAUCUUCGCAAACCAUCCAGACUAAGCCAGCGGCAGGCUUGAAGGAAGCCUUCUCACCAGAUCUAUACGCUGCAAUGGCCUAUACACUGAUCACGUCCCUCCUAUCUGCCUACAAGCCCACCCAUGUAUUGAUUGAGCGCCAACGCUUCCGAUCCGGCGGCGGGAGUGCGGUUCAGGAGUGGACGAUACGCGUUGGCGUUCUGGAGGGGAUGCUACAUGCAGUGCUGCACACACUUCGACAUGCACGCGGAAGUGAUAUCGCCGGAAUUGAUGUGCAGGGCAUUGAACCCAAGCGAGUCGUUCGACAUUGGGAGGAUCUUGAUUCUCAUAGCACCCCGGAGGGCGAGGAUGGUACAAAGAAAACCAGAGUUAGUGCUCGGGAAGUCAAGAAGGCCAAGAUUGAUCUUGUGGGGCGUUGGCUAGGUGCUUCCCUGGAGAACGAUAUUUCCCAUAAUUCGGGUACUCGCUCAAAUGGGAAUAUGGGAUUGGGCACCGCAGUGGAUGCGAAGAUUUGUCUUGCGGCAGAUAGACCUGCAGUACAUGACCUUGCGGGUGCGUAUCUACAAAAGUGGCGAGGCGAGGGAACGAGGAAGAAACGAAGCUCUGCAGCGGGCUUAAGUAGUGAAGUUGGCAAGCUGGAUGAUCUGGCGGAUUGUCUGUUGCAGGGUGUUACUUGGGUGGAGUGGCAGGUAAUGCGAGAGAGGCUUGCCCGUGAAGGGUUGAAAGCAUUUGAAAGGGCUUGA